This is a messenger RNA of Purpureocillium takamizusanense, 3440 nucleotides long. RefSeq lists its product as uncharacterized. The record is from RefSeq and is a predicted model, not a curated record. Gene Ontology annotation, biological process: ubiquitin-dependent protein catabolic process; establishment or maintenance of cell polarity. Lineage: Eukaryota; Fungi; Ascomycota; Sordariomycetes; Hypocreales; Ophiocordycipitaceae. The coding region runs from base 873 to 2750 and encodes 625 amino acids. Gene Ontology annotation, cellular component: MUB1-RAD6-UBR2 ubiquitin ligase complex. The transcript has a single exon.
CAAAAGAGCCCGCCCGUCAGCCUCUUACGGAGGGAGGGCCCCAGCCCAUUUCCCUUCCCUUCCCAACUCACUCUCUCCGCCCCCCUUGCUGUCUCUGCCAAUAUUGCUCCUCCCUCCCUGAUUACCAACACCCAUCGACGACGACACGACACGACCACGGCCGCCAUCACAACGACGACGACGACGACGAUCCUCGAGGCCGCGCUGCUCUGCUACUGCCCACCCAUUACUCGAGCGCGGGUCGUCGUCUCCUUCGCACUUUUGGCAGCGCCGCUCGUCGCGUGCUGUGUCUACACCCUGAGGCAUUUGGGCUUUCGCCCCCGACUCCAACCAGCGGCCAGUCACGCUACAUCCUCCUGUGUCUCGGUCCCCGUUGUGCCAGGGCCUGCCUGAAACAUCAGCACAAUCUGCGCCAUCACCAUCUCACGCCGUCGACCUGUGCUCUCUUUCCCUCCUCAACCGCCAUCGCCCAUCAUCACCCAUCAUCCUCGUGCAGCAGUCUUUUUUUCCCGCCCCGAGCGCUUCGCCGACAGGCUUUCCAUCGCCGACAGCAGCCCCGUACCGCCCUCGAUUUGCCUCCGGUCGAAAUCCGCCACUCGGUCAAUCCGGAGGCACAAGACUGCUCUUUGCCGUUGCUCCGCAAUCACGGCAUCGAGUCCUGCAGCAAACACGACGCCGCUAGUUGCAUCAGCCUGGCUGUUGCAUCGGUACGUGGAUUCCGCUCCCCUCUCCCAAGGGGGGAAUACGUGCGCCCGAUCAGCCAUCCGUGACGGCGCCCAAUUUCACCCUGAAUCCGCCGCCCUUGCUCCUCAUCGACAACCGCCUACGAUCUCGCCGUCAACAACUGCCAUCCGUCGUUACGGCCGCCCAGCAUGAGGGAGGUCAACUUCAGCAUCCCCAACGUCAACAAGGCGUCGGUGGGCAUCACCACCGCGCUAUACGACCGUCGCGCCCUUGACUGCACGUCGACACUACCGCUCAUCAACUCGCUCAACCAUCUUGCCUACCUCACCACAUCCUCCGCUCGGAUCCGCGACAUCCUCACCGUCGAUGGCGGCAUCGAACGUCUUGUUUGCAUCCUCAAGCAGGGUCGCAGUAAGGAUAUGAUGGGCAUGUGGAAAUGGAACCUGGCUUUCCAGUGCGUCGUCAAUAUCGGUGUUCGUGGUACCGAGAAUGUCCGCACCCGAGUCGUUGAGGCAGACAUGGUACCCGUCAUUGCCACCAUUCUCGAUAAUUACAUCAAAGUCAUCGAGAAGUGCCGCGAAAAGGCCGAAGAGGCUAGUCAAAAACAGUUACAUGACCAUCACCAUCGUCGGCAUCGCGGCCACGACCGGAGUUCGCCGAAGACAUCCGCGUCUUUUACCAGCCGCGCAGUGCGCCCCGAGCUUGACCAGAGAAGCGCCCGACGGCAUGGGCCACCUCCUUCCAUUGACGUCUCUGCUAGCUUUGCCGGCCCAUCGUCCGCCGGGGGGGCGUCUGGGUCCGAGGCUGCCACAGCCGGCCCCGCCCCUGCGAGGAGCGCCGUGGCUACACCAGAACGUCCCGUGACAACCCCAAGUCGCCAUCGGCACAGCUUUCGCGAAUCCACUGCUCGCUUGCCAGCGACCGUCACCCCUGGUCAGCUUUUGCAACCGCUGGCAACUCCCGGUCAGGGCAGAGAUGUUAUGGGCAACUUCGUUCGGCCGGUCCGCGAUAUUGACCGUCUAGCUUCGAUGGCGCCUUUCGCCCACACAGACGCUGCAUCUCAGCCAACCUCGCCGACGACACCUCUCCCGCCUCCCCAGCUCCGUUCGCCAACGGUGCGGCCCACCAACAACAUGGACGCCUCGAAUCGACAGCGGCGUAGGCCCUCCAUCAGACAUCAAAACUCCACCGUCGAAGGGGACGACUUGAACGCGGAUAGCAUGCCGUCUGACGAGUCACCAGACGCUGAAAUGACUGGAACCGCAGAUAUUCAGUCAGCCGUCGGCAUUCAGGAUAUCUCAAUGGAGGAUGGCGAGAGCAUGUUGACUGGCUCCUCAUUGGAGCUGACAAACCCGACAGUAUCAGAAGCCCAUCAAGACGCCGGCACGUUCAACAUCACCCAUCGUGCGCCAAUUGAUGGCAGCAUCGGCAAUAAUGCAAACACUGCACCCGUCGCGCCCAUGGGUCUGUCCCCCAACCGCCCUGCCAUGGUCACGCCGCCACAACCAACCGCACCCAACUCGACAGUACCCCGCUAUCUGCUUGAUCGUCACUAUACUCCCAAUCAGCACAUGCUCGCCGCAAUGCCUCGGGAAGAGGACGUGCUCAUGUCGCUGCAGCUUCUGGCUUACGUAUCCAAGUAUUGUGGGCUGAGAUCGUAUUUUCAGCAAAGCCACCUCGUUCCAAAGCUCGCCAUUGGCAAGGACCUUGAUCUUCUCGACGGUGAAGAAGACAGCUCGGACGCUUCUCACAGAGAUUCGGCGGAUGAGGAAUACUUGCUGCCCAAUGACUUCAACCUCUUUCCCCUCGUUGAGAAGUUCACCGUCAGGUACCACAGCACCGAUAUGCAGUAUUGGGCGGGCGUAGUCAUGCGGAAUCUCUGCCGCAAAGACGAUACCCGCGGCGGCAUCCGGCAAUGCGCCUACUACCAAUGCGGAAAAUGGGAGGAGUACACACGACAGUUUGCGAAGUGCCGACGGUGCCGACGCACCAAGUACUGCAGCAAGGAGUGCCAAAAGAGCGCCUGGGCCUUCCACCGCCAUUGGUGUGUUGCUGCGUCGCAAUGAGAGCUAUGGGGGCUAUCGGCGACUGCGUACAUCUAUCUGGCGGCCCAUGCCAGGAAUGAUGGCCCCCGCAUGGCGUUUGAUUUUUUGAUUUCGCUCGACAGUUCACUGAAGGUUGCGACUGCAUAGCAAAACACAGCGUCUGAACAGCGCGUAACGGCAUUUCCUCUCGAUACCACGGGUUUUAUGGCGUCCAGGGUCCGCAUCGGCAUUCGUGGGAGAAUCACCUCAAUCGGGGGUUCUCCUGUAUGGGUCUGUCUCAUUGUCGCUGUGGCUUCGGCCGGCCAUCGACCUCUCGCACCAGCAUUGGAUCCAUCGGGUGGCACUGGCAUUGAGAAAGCACCGAUUAUCACCUCUAUAUACAUAACUACGGAUCUACAAAUACAUUAGCACUUACUCUGCAGGUCCCGGCUCGCUGCGCCUGUCGAUGGACCUUUUCGGCACGUAUAAGGGACCGCCUCGUUGUGGCAGGGAUGGCAGGUACAAAGGAAACAACACGGCGAGGCAGUGGGCGCAACUGCGCCAAGGAGAAGCACGGGAGAGGGUAGUCAUCGAAAGUCUUUACAUAUUCCUUAACGUCCUAGAGAGAACAACGACCUCAUGAAGCACACCACGAACACGCGUCCAGGAUUGUAGUCUCAUGCGUGUACGUAGUAGCUCGCAAGAAUUUACACACAGCCUGCUUCCUUUGCC